Fundulus heteroclitus (mummichog) is the source of this 1141-nucleotide messenger RNA. RefSeq lists its product as uncharacterized. Lineage: Eukaryota; Metazoa; Chordata; Actinopteri; Cyprinodontiformes; Fundulidae. The record is from RefSeq and is a predicted model, not a curated record. The coding region runs from base 138 to 944 and encodes 268 amino acids. The transcript is spliced from 7 exons.
GAGCAUAUAAAAGGCUGACGGAAAAGAACUUGGCAGAAUCCAGAGUCUGAGAGAAGAAGACGACUGAGCAGGCAGCAGCUUAUAUCUUGCCAACCUCAGAAGCAGAAAGUGAGCGGUAUCGACAGCGACACAUAAAGAUGAAUACAUCUGCAGUUAAACUACAGGAGAGCUACAACCAGGAGGGCUUCCUAUCACCGCUUCAUGUGCUGGAUGACAAAGAGCUGAGGGAGGCAAGGGAGGCCUUCGCUAAGCUGGAGGAGGAAUUUGGCACAGAGUACACUCAGUACAGCCUCCACAACGUUCAUCUUCAGUACCACUGGGUGAUGAACCUGACCAAACACCCCCGUAUCCUGCAAGUGAUCCAGGCCAUCUUGGGUCCUGACGUCAUUCUUCUGGACUCCAGAUUUAUCUGUAAAUACCCAAUAGCCAAACCUGAUAAUGGCCAGGAGAAAGAAAAUAAUCAAAACAAACCUGAGGGAGAAAAUGGGCUCCCAUAUGUGGCCUGGCACCAGGACAUGAGGUACUGGGGUAUUGCUGGUGGACCUGUUCUUUCUGUGUGGCUUGCUCUUGAUGACUCACAAAAAGAAAAUGGAGCCCUCCAGGUCAUCCCCGGAAGCCACUGCUCUGGCAUGUUGCCCCAUCGCCAAGCAACCCGGCCAGGAAACUUGCUGUCAGUCAACCAAGAGAUCCCAGAGGAGCUGGUGCAAACAGACAAAGCUGUGCUUUGUCCUCUAAAAGCCGGACAGAUGUCGAUUCAUGAUGGACUUCUUGUUCAUGCAAGUGAUGGAAACACUUCCCAGAAGAGGCGCUGUGGUUUUGUGAUCCGUUAUGUUCCCACCCGUGCCUAUCCAACCGAGGAUCCUGAUCGACCCAGGAAAUUUCAAGCAACAGACUUGGCCUGUGGCGUGGACAAGUUCCACCAUUUCUCAAACAAAAGCAAAUGAAAGAUUACUGGAGACUUCACAACUGCGCAAACAUCUCUCCAGAGAAAUCAAAUGUUUAUUGUAAUUAAUUUAAAACACAAAUGUUGAUGGUAUCCAUAAACUCUUUGAUUUAGUUGUUUCAGCUAAAACAACUGACAUCCUGCUGUAUUUGACGAUUGCACUGUUCCCUAAUGAUUUAAAUAACCCCCCCCCAAAAA